Messenger RNA from Schistosoma curassoni, 2193 nucleotides. The record is from the annotation of a GenBank genome assembly. Lineage: Eukaryota; Metazoa; Platyhelminthes; Trematoda; Strigeidida; Schistosomatidae.
AUGUCAUGGUUAAGUAACUUAGCCAAUAAAGCUGAAAAUUUUUUAAACACCCUCGAUAAUUCAGCUGCAGAAGUCUUCAGGUCAACUGAUCAACAGAGAUUUCUUGAAGAACAUAUCAGUGACUAUGUGGACAAUACUAGCAAUUAUCCCAUUGAGACAUCAUUUAGAUAUCACACAUUAACCGAUUCUAACCAGCCUAAUGAGUUGUUGAUAAAUUCAAGACAUGAUAUGCCUGUUACAGUGAAACCAUUGGAAAUGUCAGCUACAACUAGCUUUUAUCAAUCAUUAUCAGAAAGCAAUAAUCAGCGUACACUGGUUGACACAUUAAAUAAUAACACUUUAUCAGAAUUAUCAUCAUCGUCUUCUGUUCAAAGCAAAAUAUCCAGGAAUAAAGAUUUGAAAUCUGCAGCGAAAUCAAACAGUUCGAUACAACAAUCAAAUGAUUUAGAUUUAUUUAAUUUUUUAAAUACUACUAAAUCAGUCAACUCAGAUGAAAUCACCAAUCCAUUAGGACGAGACGCAGUGAGACGAGAUUCUUUAUUAUCUACUAGCGAUAAAAUUGAAGAAGAUCAGAGUAGUGGUUAUGAAACAUCACUGUCGACUAAACACUCUGGUACACCUGUUAAAACAAGUAAAGAAGAGAGUUCUACUGUAACAACUGUUCAUGAACUAGAGGUUCUAAGUGAAGAUUCUUGUAAACAGUCACGAAAUACACAUUCCUCUAUUACUAGUGAUCUUCAACUGGAGAAUAAACUUCUUCGUAGUGAAGUUUCGUCUUUAAGUCAAGAGGUGUCUGGAUUAUUGCGGCGUAAUCAUAAAGCUUCAGAAGAAAUUAAACAACUUACUGGUCAGGUUGAUCGUUUGAACAAUCAACUGAAAGAUUCUGAUCAACGUGUUCGUGAACUUCAAAUAAAAAUUAAGGAGUCUGAAUUAUCUAAAACGCCAAAUACCAACAAUGUUGAGUUGUUAGAAACUAAAUUGAAACAAACCGAAAUGGAAUUGUCAACUGUACAAAAUAAUUUGAAAUAUGUACAAUCUCAAUUGGAGAAAAAUAAGCUGACAAUCAAUACUUUGGAAGCUAGUCUGUAUGAAUCUCGUCAACAGAGUUUAAUUGCAGAUAAACGAAUUGAACUAACUCAAAAUGACAAUAUUCGAUUAACACGUGAAUUAACACAAUACAAAGAGAAAGCCAAUCAUAUUUUGGCAAUGAAAGAACGAGUGAUUUCAUCAUUACGGGGUCAAGAUGUAAAUUUGGAACAAUUACAAACUACAGUUGUCAAUAGUGAAAAUAAUUCAGAAAAUGAAUUGAUCACUUCUAUACGUGCAGAAUGUGAUUUAUUACGUGAAGAAGCUACUCGAUGGCGUCUAGAAGUUGAACAUAGAGAAAUGGCAAUGCAAGAAUUAGAAUUGCAAAUGCAAGCUGAGAAAGAUUCAUUACGGCGUAAUAUUGAAUUAUCAGAACAACAGGCAGAACGUGAAAAACAACUUCGAGAAGAAGCUGAUACAGAGUUGGCACAUUCAAGACAAUCUAUACGUGAAUUAGAAGAGACAUUCAGUCGUCAAAAAGCUGACCUACACAAUAAACUAAUGUCAACCGAGUCAGAAUUAGCUCGACUUAGACAAAUAGCAUCGAAUGAAUCGCUACGGAACACACCUCCUUCACGAAGUGAUCCAGAAAACAUAUUGACAUUAGAAUCACGUAUUAGACAAUUAACCGAUAAUCUUUUAUCGAAACAAGAUGCACUGGAUUCGGUGUUGGCACAAAAUCAUGCUUUAAAGAUUCGACUUGAUCAUGUAUUGAGUGAUAAUGAAUCACUUAUUUCAGCUUUACCUAAUUAUGAUACUCAAUUGAUUUUGGGAUAUGGUAGAUCUUAUCAAUCAUCUAUUGGAGGUUAUGGAUGUACUAAACUUAAUCUAUAUGAUACCCCGAUUCCUAAACAAUUAAGACCGUUAGCUUAUCGAAUAGAUAAUUUUGGUAUACAAAUCGUUAACAGUUUUCGUCGGUUCCCAGUUAUUCGUCUAACUGUUAUCAUUUAUUUAAUAAUUCUCCAUUUAUCGAUAAUUAUUGUGUCUUUCAUGCCAGUGGAUAACAUGAAAACUGUUACGGUUGGUGGCAGUGGCAGUAGUAAAGUGGUUAUAGAAAAUCCUCCUGUUGAAGCUAAUCGACUUCCUCAUGCUUUAAAUAAACCUUGA